Pteronotus mesoamericanus is the source of this 4543-nucleotide messenger RNA. It is a transcript of the gene SSC5D, whose product is annotated as scavenger receptor cysteine rich family member with 5 domains. Gene Ontology annotation, biological process: zymogen activation. Bases 1 to 4470 code for a protein of 1489 amino acids. The record is from RefSeq and is a predicted model, not a curated record. Gene Ontology annotation, cellular component: plasma membrane. Lineage: Eukaryota; Metazoa; Chordata; Mammalia; Chiroptera; Mormoopidae. The transcript has 14 exons. Gene Ontology annotation, molecular function: serine-type endopeptidase activity.
AUGAGGGUCUUGGCCUGCCUCCUCGCUGCUCUGAUGGGGAUCCAGGCCAUCGAGCGGCUGCGCCUGGCCGACGGCCCCCACGGGUGCGCGGGCCGCCUGGAGGUGCGGCACGGCGGGCGCUGGGGCACCGUGUGCGACGACGGGUGGGACCUGCGGGACGCCGCGGUGGCCUGCCGGGAGCUGGGCUGCGGGGGGGCGCUGGCCGCACCCCGAGGCGCCUUCUUCGGGGAGGGCGCCGGGCCCGUGUGGCUGAGCGAGCUGGCCUGCCGGGGCGCCGAGGGGCAGCUGGGCCUGUGUCCCCACCGCGGGUGGAAGGCCCACGUCUGCUCCCACGAGGAGGAUGCAGGCGUCGUCUGUGCAGGUCAGCGUGUGGCCACCUCGAGGGACACAGAGGACGUGCCCUCACUCCUGGAUGGAGACCGCUGGCCGGGGCUGUCUGGGGAGCUGCGCCCCAGCUCUCAGGAGCCCCCUGUGACGCAAGCCCCCCACCAAGUUGGGACCCCCCAGAGCAGCUCCCGGAAGAAGAGCCCGCGGCCGCCCAAGCAGGCCAAGUCCACCAGGGCCCCCUCGCUGACGGCCGGAGCCCCCCGCCAGGAGCGGCUGCGCCUGGCCGACGGCCCCCACGGGUGCGCGGGCCGCCUGGAGGUGCGGCACGGCGGGCGCUGGGGCACCGUGUGCGACGACGGGUGGGACCUGCGGGACGCCGCGGUGGCCUGCCGGGAGCUGGGCUGCGGGGGGGCGCUGGCCGCCCCCGGCGGGGCCCGGUUCGGCCAGGGCUCUGGGCCCGUGUGGAUGGACGACGUGGGGUGCGGAGGCGGGGAGCAGGCCCUGCGGGACUGUCCCCGGAGCCCCUGGGGCCGCAGCAACUGCGACCACAGCGAGGACGCAGGGCUGGUCUGCACAGGCCCGGCCCCCCGGCUGCGCCUGGCCGACGGCCCCCACGGGUGCGCGGGCCGCCUGGAGGUGUGGCACGGCGGGCGCUGGGGGUCGGUGUGUGAUGACGCCUGGGACCUGCGGGACGCCGCGGUGGCCUGCCGGGAGCUGGGCUGCGGGGCCGCCCUGGCCGCCCCCGGCGGGGCCUUCUUCGGGGAGGGGGCCGGACCCAUCCUCCUGGACGACCUUCGGUGUCGGGGAAACGAGACGGCCCUGCGGCUCUGCCCGUCGAGGCCCUGGGGCCAGCACGACUGCCACCACCAGGAGGACGCGGGGGCUGUGUGUGACGGUGUGCCUCUCGUGUAUGUCCCUCCCACGGUCCCCGCAGUGGGCGGCAACGGCUCCGUGUCCAGGGAGGCAGCGUCCCGGCCCCCACCCCCCACAGCGCGCCCAGCCUCCAGGACGGCGGGCAUUUCGCCUCCGCCUGCCUCCCCCGCUGCCCCUUGGGAGCCUGGGCCCGAAGCUGGGUCCCCCCAGCUGCGGCUGGUGGCCGGACCCAGCAGGUGCUCAGGCCGGCUGGAGGUGUGGCACGCCGGGCGCUGGGGGACAGUGUGUGACGACAGCUGGGACCUGCGGGACUCGGCUGUGGUCUGCCGGGAGCUGGGCUGCGGGGGAGCUCGGCAGCCGGACCCUGAUGCUGGCCGCUUCGGCUGGGGCGCCGGCCCCAUCUGGCUGGAUGACGUGGGGUGUGCAGGCACCGAGGUGUCGCUCCUUGACUGCCCCGCCGCUCCCUGGGGGAAGCACAACUGCGCUCACAAUGAAGACGUUGGUGUCACCUGCACUGGGACUGCCGGCGUGGACUCCAUCUCAGACCCCUUCAGCUGGCGCUGGUUCCCCGGCCUGGGCCGAGACCCAGAUGCCUGGCUCCCCGAGGAGCUGGCCACCAAGCCCUCUGCAAGGCUGACCCCCAGCGUUCCUGAGAAAACCACCAAGGCCCCCGGGAAGAUGCCCAAGAGCACUAAGAAAUGGGUGGCCAAGCACACAAAGAGGCCGACCACUGAGGCCCCCGGGACGCCCACCCCUAAACAGUCCAGGGUCCCGGGCGCCCAGGGUCCCCCAGAACUGACCUCCCAGACCACCGCAGCCAUGACCUCCGGGGCCCCCCAUGGCCCGACCUCACGCACCACCACAGCGCCAAACCCCUGGCCCCCCUGGGAACGAACCUCGAAGACUGUGACAAUGCCAACCACUCAAGAUCCACAAGAGAUGACCUCUGAGGCCACAGCCAUCAAGCGAACGCCUCCAUCCUCUGCAGAGCCAUCAGCCAAGACCCCAGGAGAAGGUUCUCCAGAGUCAUCCAAAGACCCAGCACCCUCCCCGCCUGGGGGCACCCCUGGGGGGUCAGGCCCCUUCCGAGUUCGUCUGGCCGACGGGCCCAACCGCUGUGCUGGCCGGCUCGAGGUGUGGCAUGCUGGACGCUGGGGGACAGUGUGCGAUGACAACUGGGACCUGCGGGACAGCACCGUGGCCUGCUGGGAGCUGGGCUGUGGACGUGUCCGGCCCCGCGUGGGCAAAACCCACUACGGCCCUGGGACCGGGCCCAUCUGGCUGGAUGAUGUGCGCUGCAAAGGGACCGAGACCUCGCUGAGCGACUGCCCUUCCGGGGCGUGGGGACAGCACAACUGUGACCACGAGGAGGACGUGGGGCUGACCUGCACUGGCCACGCUGAUGAGGAGGACUAUCCCCCCUGGACCUGGGACCCCACCUCGGGAGAGGACCUGACCCAAGGGACCACUGCUGCAGGGGCACCUGGACACACUGUCUCCUGGGGCAGCACCCGGAGCCCCAGGGCCCCCUCCCCAGCAAUGAGGCGCCUUCCAGGCCCAGGUGCUGAGGAUGGGCACGAGCUUUCCCAGACAGCGGAAAUGCCUUCAGGAGGGGCCGUGGCCAAGCGGACCCGCCCCACGGGCGCGCCUGGACCCGCUCUUACCGCCGGCACCUCCAGGAGCCCCGGCGAUCCCUCGCCAGCUCCAAGGGUCCGUGGAGACGCAGGUUCUGGGAGGAAACCGUGGCCCGGUCCGCGGCUGCUACGGCCCACAGAGGCUCGGACCGCGCCCCCCGCCCCUUCUCCGGGCCCACCACGGACCUCCCAUUCGGCGCCACAGCUCAUCCCCGACGCAGCGUCGCCUUCGACGGAGGUGACCUCGCCCCCUCCAGACACUUUGCCACCCAGCCCAGACCUGGCCUCCUGGAGGGACUCUGACCUCGCCCAGACAACUUCUGGCCUUACGUUGUCCACCCUUGAUGCCACCGUGGUUCCAGCGCUGACCCCUGAGCUUUCACCCACCCCACCGCCCACCUUGCCCAAAGAACUGACCUCUGACCCCUCCGCACCCGCAGUUGUGACUCGUCUUUCCCCGAGUUCAGAGCUGACCCCAGAAUCUGACACAGCCCCGGGCUGGGACACCGCUCCACACCCCAGCACAGUCCCAGAACCUUCCAGAUCCCCAGACCCCUCCCCAAGCCCUCCCCCCGCCACCACGCCUCCCUCUACGACGGCGUCCCACCCCACCAUGACCCUUAACGCUACCACGACCCCUCACCCCACCACGACCCCUCACCCCUCCACGACCCCUCACCCCUCCACAACCCCUCGCCCCGCCACGACCCCUCGCCCCGCCACAGCGUCUCACCCAUCGACACCUUUCCCCGCCAUGAUCCCGCCCCCCACCCCUCAUCCCACCACAACUGCUCAACUCACAACCCCUAAACCCAUUACAGUCCCUGACCCCGUCAUGACCUCUCACCCCACCACGACCCCUCACUCUACUACAGCUACUCCCCUCACCUUGACUCCUGACCUCACCUCAACCCCUGCGAUCACUACUAAGUCGCUCCUACCAUCCUUGGAAGCAGGACUUCCCUUUCCCACUCCAGAACCCAUAGUCAAGCCCAGCCUGCGCCCCCGGUUCACCUUCAUGAGGGCCCCGCCCCCCUCCACACCCCAUACUUCGAGCCCAGAGUCCUCUUCAGCCUCAGAGUCCAGCCCCUCCUGGGCUUCUCCAGCCCCAACCGCGGACACACCGUCCACCGAGGACUUCACAGCACCCAGAAGCCAGAGCCCCAAACUGACCCCUCCACGUCCUCCGACGCCGCACUCAGCCUCCGACCCCACCACCGAGCCCCCCGACCUCCCCCAGCCCCCCACAGCCCAUCCCAUAGAUCAGCCUCCUCCCGACAGGCUCAGUCCAGGGCCCACCUCCGGUCAGAGCCCAGGCCCCGUUGGCCCGUGUGUGGCCCCAGAGCCCCCGGUAAGGGUCAUGGCUUGUGAGCCGCCUGCCCUGGUAGAGCUGGUGGCCGCCGUGAGGGACGUGGGUCGCCAGCUGCAGAGGCUGACGCAGGCCCUGGAGCGGGAGCGGCAGGAGCGCCACGCUCUGGGACUGGGGCUGACGCAGCUGGUGGAGGCUGCCCAGGGGCUGGGGCAGCUGAGCGAGGUUGUGAGGAGACUGGCCGAGGCGGCCUGGCCCCCCAGCACGCCGGCGCCCACCACCGCCGCCCCCGAGGAGGAAGAGAGGCCGCUGAGGGGAGACGUGUGACCCCACCUGGGACUCGAGGGGGCUUACGACCCUCACAACCAAAGAAGGAGAACCAAAGUGUCACAUUAAAAAC